UAAUAAAGCUUUUUAAUUCGAGAAUCUCAACCCUCCGAAAGCACAUGAAGGGAGAACAAAGUUUGGUAUCCAUUCCAAUCAAAUUGUGCCGUUGAUUCAGGCAAGUUUUUUACAAGUUUGAUCCUCCUAAUGCGAUCUUAUCUGCCAAAUUCUUAUCCUACUUUUCUUAAUGUGAUUGGAACGCUGCUCCCUUGUUCGUCAGUGGUGAGAGGUAAUAUACUAAUAUGCCAUUUGGAGUGAAGAAGAAGACUCAUGGCAUUUUCACAACUUGAGAUAUGAGAUUCAUUUGUAUGUGGACUCUCAGAGUGCAUUUCACAGCCAAUUCCAAGGAAACCAUUUCCCUGUCAAAUAUUUUCAACUCCCACUUCCACUCCUUAUAUAUUUUCACUGGACAUCUCAUUUUACAACAUACCCCAACCAAAGUAGACAUACAACAUACCCCAACCAAUGUCUACUUUGGUUGGUUCAUCUUCAUUUGCAACUGUCAACACAAAGUAUCCCAACAAAACAUACAAAACAUUGGCCACCUGUGUGGACAACUCGAGAACAUCCCAACCCACUCCAAGCCAUCAUCUCUCAGUCUCAGAUCAACCCCGAUUCGACAAUCCCGUUUCCAAGUUAUUGAAGUUUUACAGACCAUGUUUGACAGAUUUUGUUUCACAAACAGCUACUAACCCGAACCCCGAACAACUCCCUCAGCCUCGGAGAACUUUCAUUGAAGAUACCAAAGGAGAAGAAGCGAAGAAAGAUUACAUAUGGAUGAAAAUGAGAGAGGAGUCUUAUAUGGAUGUUGAACGGGAGCCUAUCUUGUCUAGCUAUUAUUUUGCUUCAAUUUUGGCUCAUAAUUCUUUAGAAAGCGCUCUGGCGAAUCAUCUUGCAAAUAAACUGAGCAACUCUACCCUGCCUGUGCAUACCCUUUACGAUAUAUUUUCUGGUGUUCUUUAUGAAGAUCAGGAAAUUUUGGAAGCCAUAAAAGAAGAUUUGAAGGGAGUGAAAGAGAGAGACCCAGCAUGCACAAGUUAUGUGCACUGUUUCUUGAACUACAAAGGUUUCCUUGCAUGUGAAGCUCAUAGGGUGGCACAUAAUCUAUGGUUGCGAGGCAGAGAGGCCUUGGCACUAUUGAUUCAGAAUAGGGUGUCUGAGGUGCUUGCAGUGGAUAUCCAUCCCGGGGCCAAGAUCGGAUGUGGCAUAUUGCUCGAUCAUGGCACCGGGGUAGUGAUAGGAGAGACGGUGGUGAUGGGAAACAAUGUGUCAAUUCUGCAUAAUGUGACUUUGGGAGGAACAGGCAAGGAGUGUGGGGAUAGGCACCCAAAGAUUGGAGAUGGGGUACUAAUAGGGGCAGGGACCAAUGUGUUAGGGAAUGUAAGGAUUGGUGAAGGUGCUAAGAUUGGGGCUGGUGCUGUUGUGUUAAAAGAUGUACUUCCAAGAACUACUGCAGUUGGGAACCCAGCAAGAUUGGUUGGGAGGAAUGACCUGUUUAGGCUUGACACAGUCCAAGCACUUAACCAUGUUAUUUAGCACUUAAACACUUCAAUCUCUUACCAUUUACCAUCUGUAUUCACCAUACAAUGUUUUAUGUUACCAAGCAAUUAUUAUGGCAAACAAUCUGACAAGAGAAUAUUAAGAUAGGGUAAGGGGCGGAUCUAGACCUUUUUGGCCAAGUGGCCGCCUGACCAAGAAUUUUUAUUUAAAAAAAGGUACAUAUGUUAGCCAAAAAAAAAAUGUUCCUAUCUUUAGCUGCCAGCUAGUCAGCAAUAUAUUCUCUUCUCCUUGUUA
Prunus persica (peach) is the source of this 1776-nucleotide messenger RNA. RefSeq names its product serine acetyltransferase 1, chloroplastic. The transcript has a single exon. Lineage: Eukaryota; Viridiplantae; Streptophyta; Magnoliopsida; Rosales; Rosaceae. Gene Ontology annotation, cellular component: cytoplasm; cytosol. Bases 448 to 1518 code for a protein of 356 amino acids. Gene Ontology annotation, molecular function: L-serine O-acetyltransferase activity. The record is from RefSeq and is a predicted model, not a curated record.